Messenger RNA from Lepus europaeus (European hare), 5273 nucleotides. Its product is annotated as zinc finger protein 260-like. Gene Ontology annotation, biological process: regulation of DNA-templated transcription. The record is from RefSeq and is a predicted model, not a curated record. NCBI's taxonomy places the organism in Eukaryota, Metazoa, Chordata, Mammalia, Lagomorpha, Leporidae.
CGCUCUGAGUCAGCUCUACCUGGCCGCGCUGCUGCUUCUCCGGCGUUCGCUGCGUCUCGUGCCGGCAGUCACCAACCGGGCAGUUUGAGCGCACAAAGCCCCAGCCUGCCACCCGCUGCGUCUGUGCUUCAGCUUCUGCCGCCUGUGGGUCCCACGUGCCGGGGCCUUUUCCUGCCCCCACACACCGCUUCACUCCACGUGUGACCUGCUCCGGGGCUUUGCACGGUGAUGAUAACAUUUGAAGACCUCGCUGUGUACUUUACCUGGGAAGAAUGGCAGAAUAUGAACAAAGCUCAGAAAAUCCUGUACAAGGAUGUGAUGCUAGAGACUUACAGCAGUCUGUUCUCCUUGGGACAAUGCAUUAGCAAACCUGAUUUGAUCUUCAAGUUGGAGCAAGGUGCAGAGCCAUGGAUGAUGGAAGAAUGUCUAAAUCAGAGCCUUCCAGUUUCUAUAAAAAGGGAUGACCUGACUAGGAUCAACCAGGAAAGUCAGGACGAAAAUCUGAAUCAGGAUGUAAUGACAAAUAAUAAGACAUCAACUCCCAAGAGAGUUGAAUUAAGAAAAACACUUAAUUUAAGUUCAAGCCAUAUUCCAAAAAUGAGAAAUAGUGAGCAUGGAAAAGCUUCUUUCCAGAAAUCAUACCUCACCAUACAUCAGAAAAUUGAGACAGAGGUGAGACCUCAUAAAUGUGAUGACUGUGGAAAAGCCUUUGACCAGAAGACAAACCUCAUAACGCAUCAGAGAAUCCACAAAGGGGAAAAAUCUCAUGGAUGUAGUGACUGUGGAAAAACCUUUCGCCAUAAGUCAAGCCUCAUAACACACCGGAGAAUUCACACAGGUGAGAAACCUUAUGAAUGCAAUCACUGUGGAAAAGCCUUUGCAGUUAAGUCACAACUCAUCAUACAUCAGAGAAUUCAUACAGGGGAGAAACCUUAUGAAUGUAAUGACUGUGGAAAAGCUUUUAGCCAGAAAUCAAACCUCAAUAUGCAUCAGAGAAUUCACAUAGAGAUGUAUGCUUAUGAAAGUAAUCACUGCGGAAAAGCCUUUGGCCAAAAGUCAGAGCUCAUAAAACAUCAGAGAAUUCACACAAGGGAGAAACCUUAUGAAUGUAAUGACUGUGGAAAAGCCUUUGCUGUUAAGUCACAACUCAUCAUACAUCAGAGAAUUCACACAGGGGAGAAACCUUAUGAAUGUAAUGACUGUGGGAAAGCCUUUGCCCAGAAAUCAAACCUCAUAACACAUCAGAGAUUUCACAAAAAGGAGUAUCCUUAUGAAAGUAGUGACUGUGGAAAAGCCUUUGGCCAAAAGUCAGAGCUCAUAAAACAUCAGAGAAUUCACACAAGGGAGAAAACUUAUGAGUGUAAUGACUGUGGAAAAGCCUUUGGCUAUAAGUCAAGCCUGAUAAUGCAUCAGAGAAUUCACACAGGGGAGAAACCUUAUGAAUGUAAUGACUGUGGAAAAGCCUUUGCUAGUAAGUCAAAACUCUUCAGUCAUCGGAGAAUUCACACAGGGGAGAAACCUUAUGAAUGUAGUGACUGUGGAAAAGCCUUUGGCCGUAAAUCACUACUCAUUGAUCAUCAGAGAACUCACACUGGUGAGAAACCUUAUGUAUGUAAUGAUUGUGGAAAAGCCUUUGCUAGUAAGUCACCACUCUUAAGACAUCAGAGAAUUCACACAGGUGAGAAACCUCAUGAAUGUAAUGACUGUGGAAAAGCCUUUGUUGCUAAAUCAGAUCUCAUCAAACAUCAGAGAAUUCACACAGGGGAGAAACCUUAUAAAUGUAGUGACUGUGGAAAAGCCUUUGGCCAGAAAGGAAGACUCACUAUUCAUCAGAGAAUUCACACAGGGGAGAAACCUUAUGAAUGUAAUGACUGUGGAAAAGCCUUUGUCCAGAAAUCAAGACUCAAUACACAUCAGAGAAUUCACACAGGGGAGAAACCUUAUGAAUGUAGUGACUGUGGAAAAGCCUUUGGCCAGAAAGCAAGACUUAAAAGGCAUCAUAGAAUUCACAUAGAGGAGUAUCAUUAUGAAUGUAAUGAUGGAAAAGCCUUUGCUAGUAAGUCACAACUCUUCAAACAUCGAAGAAUUCACACAGGGGAGAAAUUCAUGAAUGCAAUGACUGUGGAAAAUCCUUUGCCAGUAAGUCACAACACAUCAUAUGUCAGAGAAUUUACACGUUCAGAAACCUAACGAAUGUAAUGACUGGAAAAGCCUUGGCCAGAAGUCAAACCUCAGAACACGUCAGAGAAUUCACACAGGGGAGAAACCUUAUAAAUGCAAUCACCGUGGAAAAAGCCUUUGUCCAGAAGUCAAAACUCAGAUAGGGGAGUAUCCUUCUAUGUAAUGACUAUGCAAAAUCCUUUGGCUGUAAGUCAGAAAUCUUUAUCAGAUAGUUCACACAAGGGAGAAAACUCAUGAAUGUAAUGAUUGUGGAAAGCAUUUUGUUAUCAGUUUUAACUCCUCAGACAUCAGAGAAUUCACGGAAUUUCCCUCCCAGUCACAAAAGGGAGAACCUUAUGAAUAUAACAAAUGUAGAAAACCUGUUUCAUGUAAAUUACACCUCUUCAAACAGGAGAAUUCACAUGAGGAGAAAUUUUAUAUAUGUAAUUACUCAGAAAGCCAUAAUUCAACCCUCAUUGCACAUCAUGAAAUUCAUAUUGAUUGUAGGUUACCUGGCUGUAAUGGUUUUGGAAGGCUGUGGCUGCUGGUGACAGGGUAGUUGGUAUUGGCACUACAGCCAAGGAUGCUGUUGUUCUUGCUGUUACUGCUGCCCCUGAGGGUGUCUGAAUAGGGCUGUGCCUGUGUGGUAGCUGCAGCUGCCAUGAUAUUGACAGUUUCUAGGGAUCCAAGUUGUAACAGCCUCAGUUUUUGGAGUUCUUGUUACACUGGCUAUUGUUAACCCAGCAUAUCUGGUUGUAUUCAUUACCUGCAGUGAGGUGGAGAACUCCUUGGUAGUCAUCUCCUCCACCACUUUCUCCACCUUGGUUCUGAAAGCCUCAUUGGUUACCUCUAGGGAACCUCCAUCAUCAUAGUGCUGGAAGCCAUCACCACCUGGAAACCGUCAUCACCUCAGUAGACAAUGCAGUUUUCAGGGUUGGCCCAGCCUUGUGGCUGCCUCAUUGUAUUUCCUCACCAGCUUGUAGGCUUCUCCUGCAGUCCAAUGGACAGAAUCUCAUCCAGAAAGUCCCUGAUGUCUGGCAGUGUGAAUGCAGCUUUCAUUUCUAAGACCACAUGAUAUAGGUCAUCCUUCCCGUCCUUGUCAAUUUGGUUUUUUAUUUUGUCUUUUAGGUCCUCCACAGUGGUUCGAUGUCAUAAGUGAUCUUAUUUUAUUUAUGAGUUUCCUUUGUGUUCAGAUGAAUAUUAGUUAAUUUUUUUCAAGUUAGAAAUUGUUAGAUCUUUAUGACAAACAUUAUACAAAGAACUUAUAGCUUCUUAUAUGUGUUAGAAACAAUAGUUCACAUGCAGAUGUUAAAUCCAUGUUUUCACUGAACUAGUGAUUUGGUUCAGAUUUUAGGUGCAGGGGUUAAUUAUUUCUAAAAUGGUAUUUGAACAAAAAUGUGCUGUUUUAUCAAUCUUUCAACUAGAUUCUUAUUCCUGUAAAUCAGAACUCCACAUUCAUUCAUUGUUCCCUUUCUCUAUUUUCCAUUAUGUAUAUCUUUGAGGAUGAAAAUCUUUGCAGAGAAUUCCUGUUUAAACAUUACUCUUUUUGGGCUGUUGCUGUAGCAGUGAAGCUGCUGCAGGAAGUGCAGCAUCACAUAUGGGCACCAGUUCAAGUCCUGGCUGCUCCACUUCAAAUCCAGUUCUCUGCUAUGGCCUUGGAAAGCAGUAGAAGUUGGUCCAAGUCCUUGGGCCCCUGCACCCAUGUGGGAAGACCCAGUGGAAGCUCCUGACUCAUGGCUUUGGAUCAGCACAGCUCUGGCUGUUGUGGCCAACUGGAGAGUGAACCUGUGGAUGGAAGAUCUUUCUGCCUCUCCUCUGUGUAACUCUGACUUUCAAAUAAAAAAAAAAACUUUAAAAAAUACCCUUUCCUAUGAAUUUCUAUUGGAUAUUCCUGUAAGAGAUACUACUAAGCUUUUUACCCUCUUCAUCUGUUUUUGAAUGUAUUUCUCGAGGCUAAAGUAAUUUAUUGUUCAAUUAGUUCUUUUUCACUUGGUUGAAGAGCAGAGACAGAUUGAGAAAGUGUGUGAUUUCCCAUCCACUGAUUUAUAAUUCAUACGGCACCCUGGGCUGAACCAGAUCAAAGCCUGAAGCCAGGAACUCAGUCUAGUCCUCCCACAUAUGUGGCAGGCAUCCAGUCACUUGAGCUAUAAUUUGAUGAAUCCCAUAGUAUCAGGAUGGUGAGUUUGAUUGCUAAACUAGAAUCCAACCACAGCCACUGCAAUAUGAGAUGUGAUAAAUCCAAACAACAUGUUACGUGAUGUACCAAAUGUGCAUCCCUAGUAGACUUAUCCUUAAUGUCUGUUUUUUAGGUCUGUAGUAAUUCUGCCAUAAUUUUGAGAGUGAGAUUACUCUGUUUUGUUCCAUAACUUUGCAUAAAUGUGCUGUGUAAUAUUUCCAGAUUAAUUUGCAAUUUUUCCUAAUAGCCCUUACAGAGUCCUUGCUUUCACAAAUUAGCUGAAGUGUGUGACUCCUCAGAAAGAUUUAGGGGGUCUGUGUUUAGCAAGCAGACAUGUAGCACCAGUGUCCCAUAUUGGCACUAGUUAAAGUCUUGGGUAUUCUACUUCCCCUCCAGCUUCCUGCUAAUGUUCCUGGGAUAGCCCAAAAGAUGUCCCAAGUCCUUGGGUCCUUGCUACUACAUGGGAGACAUGGAAAAAGUUUCUUUAUCCUAGCAUUGGGUUGGCUCACAUCUGACCUUUGUGACCACUUGGGUUGUAAACUUGUGGCUAGAAGAUUAUCUUUCUAUAUCUAUGUAUCUAUGUUGCUGUGGAUUCAUUCUGAGAGGAGAGGUGUAAUGGGGGCUAGAGGCAUGGAAUCAUGACAGACACUGGGAGUUGGGUGAAAGUGGGCUAGAGGUGAACAGCUCACAGAAUAAUUUCAGUUAGUGCAGCAGCUUAUAUAGCCGAGGCAGCCAAUCCAGGCAAGGGUCGGUUUAUGCCGUAACCAAUUACUGCCUGUUGCUAGGCAGGAUCCUUUGCUAGGUGGGUUCCACCACCAUUUCCUGAAUAACUAAAGCUCUUGCCAGUGCCAUCUUGGCAUGGCCUUCUCAGUCCACUAUGUGUGUAUCCCCUUUCCUUCUCCCCACUCCCUUUGUCUCUAACUCUGCUUAACAAAUA